Symbiodinium sp. CCMP2592 is the source of this 1638-nucleotide messenger RNA. Lineage: Eukaryota; Dinophyceae; Suessiales; Symbiodiniaceae. The record is from the annotation of a GenBank genome assembly.
AUGGAGUAUGUUAUGCAAGCUCCCUUCGAAGAUUGGGUCGAUUGGACAGAAACUGUGCGCUCUGUGAUGUCAGAGAUUGCUGAAUUGCAGAAGAAAGUGACGGCAUAUCAGCUGAGACUUAAGCAAUCUGCCAAGCAAGAGAAGAGACUGCGUGAGGCCAAUACAAGACUUCAGAAGUCUGUGUCCGAAAUUUCCACGGACAAAGAACUAUCCUUGGAUAUCGAGCGUACCAAAGGUGGGCGGCAGCUUACACUACGUGGAUCAAUGGCUUUAGCUAUCCGUCGUAACUUCGGGAAUGUUGCGUGUGCGGAUGUGGGCAGCAUGUUGUUGGAAGACAUCACUCGGUGGACCGUGUCGAGGGCAGAGACAAGGGCAGGGUCGUCGCUGGUUGCAUCUGCGCGACUUUUCUUUCAUGGCCUCUAUGAUGAAAUCGUCAAGCCGAAAAGAUUUUCUUUGGUCAUUCAUUCAUUUCGCCAGGACGCAACCAAUUCUGGAAUCCUGAAAUGUUCCAAGCUUGCAGCACUGUUGUUGCAGACGGCUUAUUUGUCUGUAAACGACGGCGAUGAUGGUGAUGGGUUGUCCAAAGAGAUAUUGCGUGAGUGGAGGUUCGAUGAGAUUUUUGAGAGCAUUAUCCGCGUAGCAGAUGUGUUGCCAGUGAUAGAUGGAACGUCUGAAGGGGGUGUCGCUGCGGAUACUCGACAACUCGACAAUUAUCCCGGUCCUGACCCGGUUCUGAGAACUCUGAGGCACCAUGACAUUGACACCUGCGUGACCUGGUUCGUAGCCACCACGGAUGCAGGCUCGAACGAGGUGGGUGCACGCAGGAUCAUCCAUGCAGAGCUCCUGGGCAAUCCUCAGGUGUAUUACUUUGACACAACCUGCCUGGAACACUCCCAGCACCUGGUAUCAUUGACAGCUCUCAAAUGUGCGGAUCGUCUCCUCAAAGGGGUACGUAGCUGGAAAUAUUAUGCCAGCCUUGCCACAUGUGCCACGGUAUGCAGAGAUUUGUGCAAGAAGAUAUUCGAACGCUGGUCAGAAGAGCACGGUGCGCAAUCUGCUAAGAAACAUGUUCGUACACUGUUUCCUAAAGCUUGUUCUGGCAGAUGGACUGGUUGCGACAAGCCGGAGCAACGUUUCCUUCAAUGUGGCCAAUCAAAACUGUCGCCUAUCCUUUCUGACGUCAUCAUGUCGAAGAAUUCUAAAACUGAUUCCAGCUCCCGGAAAGAAAAGGAUCAUGUCGACGAGCUGGCCAUCGAGCAGCAGCAGGAGUACAGCGCAAAGAUGGGACGAUGGCGGCGUCAGGCCAAGCAGUGCUUGGAGGACCCUGUGUGGUGGCGAUGCGUGGAAGCCAUGCAUCUAUGCAGGCAGCCGCUGUCACAUGUUUCGAAUUUUCUCCAUCAGCUCCAGGACACAGACAAGGACAUGUCCCACAUUGCUCAGUUGGUUCUGGGGAAGGCAGCCAAUAUUCGGGCUGAGUUUGACAGUUUGCACCAGUCAGACUGGCUGGCGACUUUAUCCCGGGAUCUCGAGGCAGAUGAUGCACAGUUCAUUCGUAAUUUUGCGAUGCUUGACGUGAUUGAUCGGGUCACCUAUGAAUCUUCAGUAUUUUUAGUCUUAUUCACACCCUUCUAUCGGUGA